AACUGCUCGCUUCAUCCAGCCUUCAAUCUCCGUGCUGCGCGCCUGCGCCCCGCGAAUUCUUUACGCUCUCGAGAUCUCUCUCUAGAUUCUCUCGGCUUCCCUCUUCCGAAUUCGUGCAAGAAAUCCAUGGCGGCUACGACGAUAGAUUGGCACGGCCGCAACGCCGCCUUGUAUGGCGUGGCGGACAGGGACAGCAAGGAGCUGGUGCGCGCGCUUGCUCCGCCCAUGCAACAGGCGGCCCCGACCAUCUCGUUCGCGUACCCCUGCUCCGGCGUGGAGCAGCAGAGCGCGGCGGCGGCGGCGGGCUCGUUUCUGGGCGCCGGCGGUAGUAGUGGCCUGCUGACUCCGGCACAGAUUCUCCAGCUGCAGUCGCGACUCCAGUUCCUGCGCCGGCCGGCGGCGGGCGGCGCCACGCUGGCCGCGGUGACCACGCAGCAGAUGAAGCGGCAGGGCGUGCCGCAGGCUCCGGCGCCGCUUACCUCAAGGCCGGCGGUGUCCAAGCUGUACCGCGGCGUCCGGCAGCGGCAUUGGGGGAAGUGGGUGGCGGAGAUCCGCCUGCCGCGCAACCGCACCCGCCUCUGGCUCGGCACCUUCGACACCGCCGAGGAGGCCGCGCUCGCCUACGACAGCGCCGCGUUCCGCCUCCGCGGGGACUCCGCCAGGCUCAACUUCCCCGAGCUCAGGCGCGGCGGCCAGCACCUCGGCCCGCCGCUCCACGCCGCGGUCGACGCCAAGCUCCACGCCAUCUGCAACGGCACGACGGACGUCGUUGUGCCGCUGCCCCAGAGCCAGAGCCAGAGCCAGAGCCAGAGCCAGAGCCACGCCACGACGGCGACGGCGACAACCACCCCGAGCUCUCUCUCCUCGGCGAGCCCACACGUCAAGAGCGAGCCGGGCUGCUCCGGCUCCGAGAGCUCGUUUUCCGCAGACGGCGACGUGUCCUCGACUGGGUCCUCCGACGUGGUGCCAGAGAUGCAACUACUCGACUUCUCAGAAGCGCCAUGGGACGAGUCCGAGAGCUUCCACCUGCGCAAGUACCCGUCCCUGGAGAUCGACUGGGACUCCAUCCUGAUUUCAUAAUGCGAUGGCUUUGCUCGUCUUGUCUCCCCAGCUCUUGAUCAAGCUGUUCUUGCUUGCUCUGUACUUCACAGACCAAAGGAUAUUAAAGUGGUGUCUUGAUGUUUAGGUACUUGUUGGUUUAGGUUUCGGGUUUGAUCAUGUCUAGCAUCAACCCUGGUCUGCUUGCUUUUUUGAACGGCAUUGCCAGGAUGGAGGUCUCACUACUUUGUAUUAUUUUGAUGAAAUUACUAGCAGUCUGCAUCCAACAGGUUUCAUGUAUAUAGACACACUGUUAUGACGUUUA
This is a messenger RNA of Sorghum bicolor (sorghum), 1363 nucleotides long. Its product is annotated as ethylene-responsive transcription factor RAP2-13. NCBI's taxonomy places the organism in Eukaryota, Viridiplantae, Streptophyta, Magnoliopsida, Poales, Poaceae. The coding region runs from base 127 to 1080 and encodes 317 amino acids. Gene Ontology annotation, biological process: regulation of DNA-templated transcription. The record is from RefSeq and is a predicted model, not a curated record. The transcript has a single exon. Gene Ontology annotation, molecular function: DNA-binding transcription factor activity; DNA binding.